Rhizophagus irregularis DAOM 181602=DAOM 197198 is the source of this 1248-nucleotide messenger RNA. NCBI's taxonomy places the organism in Eukaryota, Fungi, Glomeromycota, Glomeromycetes, Glomerales, Glomeraceae. The record is from RefSeq and is a predicted model, not a curated record.
AUGGAGAUACUUAUUAAUACUUAUAUCGCCGAAAUUAAUGAAUAUAAAAGUAAAAUAAAUGAUUUAAAUAAUAAAAAUAUUCAAUUAUCCAAUCUUUUAAUCGAUAUUCAAAAAAAUACCAAUUUAAAUCUCGACAAAGCUCAAGAAAAUGUCAGUUCAAAAGGCAAAAUUGCUAAUUAUCGUAAAGAAAUUGAAUUUCUUACACAAGUUAUAGAUUCUUUGAAACAUAAAAAUGGUGACCUAAAUAAUAAUAUCAAAGCUCUUACGAUUGCUAACGAAAAAUUGAUGAAUGAUUUUGUUGUUGUUACCGAUAAUUAUAAACUAGCUAUCGGUAACCAAAAUGCUUAUAAAAAAUAUAUCAAAGAUCUUACAACUGUUAAAGAAAAAUUGGAACUUGAAAAUCAACAAUAUAAGGAAAAUAUUGAUAAGAUUACAUCUGAUAAUGACAAAUUAAAAGAAUCAAUCUAUAAUCUGAAUGAAAAUGUCAAAGCUCUGGAAUUCGAUAAUUACAAUUUGGAAAAUAAUUUUAUCAUUAUUGAUAAGAUUACAUCUGAAAAUGACAAAUUAAAAGAGUCAGUCUUUAAUCUGAAUGAAAAUGUCAAAGCUCUGGAACUCGAUAAUUACAAUUUGAAAAAUAAUUUUAAUGUUGUUAACGAUAAUUUAAAAAUUACAUCUGAAAAUGACAAAUUAAAAGAGUCAGUCUUUAAUCUGAAUGAAAAUGUCAAAGUUCUGGAACUCGAUAAUUACAAUUUGAAAAAUAAUUAUAAUGUUGUUAACGAUAAUUUAAAAUUUGCAUUAGAUAACGACAAAUUAAAAGUAGUAGUAAUUGAUUUAAAAGAAAAUGUCAAAGAUCUUAUAACUGUUAAAGAUAUAUUACAAUGCGAAAAUCAAAAUUUAAAAGAAAAUAUUGUUAACGCUACUUUUGAAAAUGACAAAUUAAAAGUAAUAAUCGAUAAUUUAAAUGAUAAUAUCAAAAGUCUUACAAACGUUAACAAUGAAUUGGGACUCAAAAAUCUAACAUUAAAGGGAAAUUUUGAAAAUGGUAUUAAUGACCUAAAAUUAUAUAUUGCAGAUCUUACAACUGUUAACAACAAAUUGGGACUCGAAAAUUGCAAAGUAAAAGAUGACUUUACUGCUAUUAACGACUAUUUAAAUGUAGUCAUCGAUAAUCAAAAAGUAUAUAAGGCAUUUAUCAAAGAUCUUACAACUGUUAAAGAUACAUUACAAUUAUACUUCUCCGCUAAUUAA